Eucalyptus grandis is the source of this 1867-nucleotide messenger RNA. RefSeq names its product serine/threonine-protein kinase AtPK1/AtPK6. The record is from RefSeq and is a predicted model, not a curated record. Gene Ontology annotation, biological process: protein phosphorylation. Gene Ontology annotation, molecular function: ATP binding; protein serine/threonine kinase activity. NCBI's taxonomy places the organism in Eukaryota, Viridiplantae, Streptophyta, Magnoliopsida, Myrtales, Myrtaceae.
AUAACUCUUGGCGUUCCAUCUCUCUCUCUCUCUAUCUCUCUCUCUCUCUCUCUCCUCUUUCUCUCUCUAACAAUGUAAUCCUCGCUCCGUCGGCCUGCCUCGAAGCCACCUUCUUGGCCGGCUCUCCAUCUCCGGCCGGCCUCCGCCCACGGCCGCCGACAAGAUGGUGUCUCCCGCCGCCGCGGCGUCGUCGUCCUCCUCCCAGAAGAAGCAGCCCCUCUACUCCCUCCUGACCCGCAACCUCGCCAACCUCACCAUCCCCUCCUCCUCCGCCGCCGCCGCUCCUCCUCUCUCCUCCUCGCCCCCUCUGGACUUCGAUUUCUCCGAGGUCUUCGGCCCCAUCACGCCCCACCUGAACCCGAACCCGAACCCGUCCUCCUACUCUUCCGCCAAUCCGCAACCGCCCAAGGACCCGCCCAUGAUCCAGAACCGGUCCCACUCCUUCGUGGGCCUCCCUCGUUACGCCCACUCCAACUCUCUCCCUUUCAUCGACUCUUCCGAAGACGAAGGAGCAGACGGCGACGACGAUGCGAAAGGCGGGAUUUUGGAGGGGAACGAGCGAGAAAGCUCGGACCUUGGCGGCGUCGGCGGGAGAGAAAUCGCGGAGGGCGGCGCCAAGAUCGGGCCGGGGGACUUCGAGAUACUGCGGGUGGUGGGGAAGGGCGCUUUCGGGAAGGUGUUCCAGGUGAGGAAGAAGGGCGGGCACGGCGGGGAGGGCGACGGGAUAUACGCGAUGAAGGUGAUGAGGAAGGAGACGAUCAUCAAGAAGAACCACGUGGAUUACAUGAAGGCGGAGAGGGAUAUUCUCGCCAAGGUCGUGCACCCCUUCAUCGUCCCGCUCCGGUAUUCUUUCCAGACCAAGUCGAAGCUUUAUUUGAUCCUGGACUUCAUAAACGGAGGGCAUCUUUUCUUUCAUCUUUACCGACAAGGGAUAUUUAGUGAGGAUCAAGCGAGGUUUUUUGCUGCUGAGAUAGUAUCUGCUGUUUCACAUCUUCACAAAUGCGGAAUUGUGCACCGGGAUCUUAAACCUGAAAAUAUUCUCAUGGAUGCUGAUGGACAUGUAAUGCUUACUGACUUUGGUCUAGCAAAGGAAAUUGAUGAAUUAAGCAGAUCAAAUUCGAUGUGCGGAACCACUGAAUACAUGGCUCCUGAAAUUUUGCUUUCUAAAGGCCACAAUAAAGAUGCAGAUUGGUGGAGCGUUGGGAUACUUCUAUAUGAAAUGUUAAAUGGACAGCCACCAUAUACGCAUACAAAUAGACAGAAGCUUCAGCAGAGAAUUAUCAAUGAGAAAGUUAAACUGCCACCACGCUUGACUAGCGAAGCUCAUUCUUUGCUCAAAGGAUUGCUACAGAAGGAACCAUCUAAAAGAUUAGGAAGUGGACCAAAAGGUGGAGAAGAGAUUAAAGGUCACAAAUGGUUCCGGUCAAUCAACUGGAAGAAAUUGGAGGCUCGAGAGGUGCAGCCAAAUUUCAAGCCAGAUGUUUCUGGAAAAGAUUGUACAGCGAACUUUGACAGAUGCUGGACUGCAAUGCCUCUAGAUGACUCACCAGCUCCAACACCUACUGCAGGCGAAUAUUUUCAGGGUUAUACCUACAUUCCCCCUAACCCAUGGCUUUCAUCAAGUUCUGUGGAAGGGUAACACCCACCGUAGCAGAACUGGAAGUGAGAAAUAAGCUACUGUAAGUUUGCAUUAGCUGAGGGAAUUAGAGAUAUCCACAACUUACCAUUGCUUGAUUUUAGUAUAUUCUGACUGAAUUGCUUGAUUUGCUGUUUUUGAGCUGUAGCUACUUGUACCUUGCUGUAUAUCUUUACUUUAUGUGUUGUUUAGGGACAUCCCUUUAGUAAUCAAAUCUGCUUCUUCAUCUUU